GUGUUCUCUCUCUCUCUCGCUCUCUUUCUCUCUGCUUCUCAAGACCUAAAGCUUUGAAACAAUGACUUUCAAGCGCAGGAACGGCGGACGUAACAAGCACGGUCGUGGACACGUUAAGUUCAUCCGCUGCUCCAACUGCGGCAAGUGCUGCCCCAAGGACAAGGCGAUUAAGAGAUUUCUUGUGAGGAAUAUUGUUGAGCAGGCUGCUGUGAGGGAUGUCCAAGAAGCCUGUGUCUAUGAUCAAUACACUCUCCCAAAGCUUUAUGCCAAGAUGCAAUACUGUGUUUCCUGUGCUAUUCACUCACAUGUUGUGAGAGUUCGAUCUCGUACUGACAGAAGGAAUCGGCAACCACCACAGCGCUUCCUCAGACGCAGGGAUGAUCAGCCAAAGCCAGGUCAGCCAGGUCAGCCAGGCCAAGCACCUCGUCCUGUUGGAGCUGGAAAUCCUGCUCGUGUGUAAGGAAAUCUUUUUAUGGCUUUUAUAAGCAAUUCGUAGGAAUUUUGUUAUAGUCACUCUAUUAUAGUUGGGUUUUGUCUCCUGUGGAUGAAAGUGAAUUUUAGAAUCAAAUGGAAACUUACCCGACAAAUCUGCAACUUAGAAGGAGCUACAAACCACGUUUAUUGAGUUAAUUUAAUUGUUUUUCUUUUCAGUUUAUUGUUUA
Molecule: messenger RNA, 662 nt
Organism: Cucurbita moschata (crookneck pumpkin)
Lineage: Eukaryota; Viridiplantae; Streptophyta; Magnoliopsida; Cucurbitales; Cucurbitaceae
Product: 40S ribosomal protein S26-3-like
Exons: 6
Coding region: 62-460 (132 amino acids)
Biological process (GO): translation
Cellular component (GO): cytosolic small ribosomal subunit; ribosome
Molecular function (GO): mRNA binding; structural constituent of ribosome
Source: RefSeq, a predicted model, not a curated record